Acipenser ruthenus (sterlet) is the source of this 1157-nucleotide messenger RNA. RefSeq names its product transmembrane protein 213-like. Bases 91 to 399 code for a protein of 102 amino acids. The transcript is spliced from 3 exons. NCBI's taxonomy places the organism in Eukaryota, Metazoa, Chordata, Actinopteri, Acipenseriformes, Acipenseridae. The record is from RefSeq and is a predicted model, not a curated record.
GUGGAGUUACUAAGAGGGACUGAAGAUCUCCUGCUGCUGCUCUUACUUUAAGUCAGGGUUUCCAAACUUCAGUACCAUCAAUAGAACACCAUGAGGAACAUUGCGACCGCUGUUACAUUCACAUUGGUGUCUUUCACUGUGAUCUGCCAUGUUACAGGAUCUGAAAGCACAAUCUCCAACUCCACAAACCAUGGCAGUAGCAUUUCCUCAGAUGAGUGUUCAGACGUCACAGCAACCUGCAGUAUGGCUGCAAAGUGCUGCCAGAUGAGAGUGGGUGACUACGGCUGGAUAGCUGCGGCAGUGGGCUGGGGCCUCUGGUUCCUCACUCUCAUCCUGCUCUGUGCCAACAAGCUCAGUAAAAUGGGAGUCGACGAACAGAAAAAGUACAUUCGAGCCUGAGGACUGGGCCGAAAACCAGAAAUGAAACAGUUUUACUGACUAUGACUUUAUUAUAAGCUCAACCUAUAUGUCUGAAUUCUUUAAAGCUUAUACCAGCAUAAGAAAGUCACCUGGUAACUGUAUUAUGUUCCCAAAGGUAUUACAAUCCAACCUUUAUUAGCUUCCUUGACCCUUUCAUUCAUUCAGUUGUACUUUUAUUUUGUACAACACUGUAGGGACUCCUUCACCUCCAUGGUGGUUUGUACUUCUUAACGUCCCCCAUGUAUUUCUUUCCAGUUAGAACCUUGGUGAGUGAUAGACACUCCUCGGAAUAGGACUGUAGCGAGGUGGGUAGUCUCCUGUCACAUGCUAGGUGGCAUAGCCUGGGGGGAUGUCCUCCCAUGUGUUAAACGAAUGCCAGCUUCAACUAUGUAAAUAGUUUUAUGUUUGGUAGGGUUAAAAUCCCAAUCCCUGCAUGAAAACGGUCUCACUGAUUCCCUCCAUUCCAGCCAUGUGAGAAUGUGCCUGGACUGGAGGAAAAUCAGGACCUCAUUGGUUUGCCAGAUGGUCAAUGAGUUAUGCUCUUUAGUUAAUUGCGGUCCAUCUGCAUAGUACAGUACAUAUAAGUAAAGCUGUGUGUGUGUGGUGUAAUGUGCUUUUAUAGAGCCCUAAGCUGGGCAGGGUAGUUCUUGUUUGUUUGUAAAUUGUAAAGCCUGUGUGUGUUUGUUUGCUUGUUUUAUUUAAUGGUUCUACUACAAAAUAAAAUUGCCUAAAAAUUA